Molecule: messenger RNA, 3354 nt
Organism: Colias croceus (clouded yellow)
Lineage: Eukaryota; Metazoa; Arthropoda; Insecta; Lepidoptera; Pieridae
Exons: 3
Coding region: 375-2774 (799 amino acids)
Source: RefSeq, a predicted model, not a curated record
UCAGUUUUCUGCAAAAACGUGAUAUCACGAGUGUACCACAGUUUUAUUGCAAACAUAUCUUUAAAUUCAGUGAUAUUUUUUGUUAUUAUACUGUGGUAAAGCAAUAUAACUCGGUUUUCUUGAAAAAAUGUUUCAAAUGCAACUUUUUAUAAAAUCUGAUAUCACGUUGUUGUUGAAAUAAUAACAUUUUUGAAUUGUGAUAUCAUAAGGUGUAACAUUGUUGAUGAUGAAUGGUUUUUUAUUACAAGAAAUGAGUGAUGGUCAUUUAUUGUUGUUCCGUUUUUAUAGAUAUGUUUCUUAUUUCAAUGCAAUACAUAAUGAUUUAUCACGUUGUAAGCACUAAAAGAAAAUACUAUUAAGACUUAUUUUUUCAGAUGGGGACGCGGUCCAAAUACUUAGUUUUAUUAGCAACAAAAGAAAAUAAUGACGGAGAACAAAGCAAUUCCAUUUCUCAAAUGGAAAUACAUGAAAAUGAAAGCGACAACAAUAAUAUCGAGCAAGGCGAUUCAACUUUUCCAAUGGAAACUAACUAUGAAAGCAACCGAAAUGAGGAGGUGACUGGUUGCAGCGCUGCAGCAGUUGCCGAAUACAAAGAAGACUCAAUGGUCACUAAUCGUCGCCGUUGUGAAUCAACUAGUAGUAGCACCAGUAGUUCCUCAAGUAGCAGUAGUUCAUCAAGCAGUGGUCCGUCUUUCUACGAAGAUAGUGAUGAUUCCGUAAAAGACCCCAACUAUGAAAUUAUGAAACCAGCACGUGUGAGCUCUUCAGAAUCUGACGACAACAAUGACGUCUAUACCAACAUCGACUUUCGAAAGGAUCAAGACGUUUUUCAUUCUAGUGCAGCUACUGUAAGCACAGUACUCAAUGCUAUAGACCUGAAUGUGACCCCAACAGAUGAGCAUGAAAUUGUAUUUCAUACCGUAAAUCAACAGGACCUGCUAAUAUCAGAAAAUGAACCACCUGCCGUCGAAAAUGUUAGCACCACGCAAGUAGAGUCAAAUGAACCAGAUAAUACCCCUACUAAAAAAGGUAAAAAAAGGCCCAAAAGAGAAUUAUUAUGGAAAAAAAAUGUUGCGAAGCGACUAAGAAACUGUGGAAAAUCAUACAAAUCAACAAAAACUAAUAAAAUUAUACCGGAACGUAAACUAAAACCAUCUUGCAAAGAAACAUGUACAUUUAAAUGUGGAUCUAAUAUCACUGAGGAGCAAAGACAACAACUUUUAAAAGAAUACUGGGAUUUAGGCGAGAUUGAAAAGCAAUGGUCUUUCAUCGCAAACAAUAUCGAAGUAGUCGUCCCUAAACAUCGAUACGUUAAAGUUAAUCCGGACGGAACCAUAGCAUUAAAUCGUGAUAAUAAUAAUGCUUUCUUUUUGACUGUUUCUGGAGUGAAGAUUAGAGUAUGUAAACUGUUUUUUAAGAACACUUUGGGGAUUAAUAAUCGCCCUAUAGAGACGGCUUUAAAGAAAAAAAAUAAAGAUACUAACAUUUCAUUAAUGAAAGAUAAUCGUGGGUGUCAUCAAAAUCACAACAAAGUGGAUGAAAAUAUAAAAGAUGGUGUAAGAGUGUUUAUUGAGUCAAUACCAAAAAUUGAAUCGCACUACAUUCGUGCUAACUCGAAAAGACAUUACAUCGAUGGUAGCAAAGCUAUUACAGAUCUCCAUAGGGACUAUGUUGAACAAUGUAAAUCCCAAAAUACCCGUUUUGCAACAUACUUGAUGUUCUAUCGCAUAUUUACACAAGAAUUUAACAUUUCAUUCUUUAUUCCAAAAAAAGACUUGUGCGAUAUAUGCGAAGUAAAUAAAAAUAGUACAGCUGAAGAGAAGGAGUUAGGAAAAGAAAUCUAUGAGAUGCAUCUAAGAGAAAAGCAAUUGUCACGAAUUGAGAAGGCAAACGACAAGAAUAACAAAAAUAUUUUAGUUGCUGUUUACGAUCUUCAAGCAGUCUUUCAAUGCCCUAAGGGUGAAAUUUCAGUUUUUUACUAUAAGUCAAAACUGAAUGUACUUAACUUGACAAUUUAUAAUAUUCAGACUAACAAUGCUGAAUGUUUCGUAUGGGAUGAAUCAAACGCUAACAGAGGCGUAAACGAAAUCGGCACUUGUGUAUUCAAAUAUCUGAUGAAAGUUUCAGAAACGGCCAAAGAUCUGGAUGUUGUCUUCUACUCAGAUAACUGUGCUGGCCAGCAAAAAAACAAGUUUAUGAUAGCGAUGUACCUAUAUGCUGUACAGACUUUGCCAAAUCUCAAGUCAGUGACACAUAAAUAUUUAAUCAAGGGUCACACACAGAAUGAAGGCGAUUCAGCCCAUUCUCAAAUAGAAAGAGAAGUAAAACGUCAGUUAAGAUCAGGUCCUAUGUAUACCCCUGACGCAUUUAUUGGUGCCAUAAAAGCUGCCAGAAAAAAAGGGGAGCCUUUCCAUGUGAAUGAAUUGAGUUUCUGUGAUAUAAAUGACUGGAAAAAUGUAUGCAACCUGAUGAACUAUGCGCUGGUAAAAGAUGAAGAUAAUAACGCAGUGAAGUUUUCAGGAAUAAAGGUAAUACAAGUUAAAAAAGAGGACCCUAAUGCCAUAUUUUUUAAAGAUUCGUAUGCCGACGUACAGUUCAAGAAGGCCAUCGUUUUGAAGAAGAAUAAGAAGAUAAGUAACAAUACCAAUAUUGAAUUGAAAAAAGCUUAUACUCGGAAACCUGGAUUAGCCGAAAAAAAGAAAAAGGAUAUCAUGGAUUUGGUUAAUAAAAACCUCAUCCCAAGAUAUUAUAAGCCAUUCUUUGAAGCCUUGUAAGUUUUAAUAAUACUGUUUUGGAAAUGAAUGGCAUUUCAGCACAAAAUAUGAGUGAUAUGGUUUUAUCUAUUUAAAGUUUUAAUAGGCGAUUUUUAUGUUUUUUGUUAUUAUAAUGUUUAAGAUUUUGCUCAUAGAGGAGAUUUAUGUUUUGAUAAUUAUUAUUUUUUGUUUAGAAUUUUGCUUACUUUAUAAACAUACGUUUAUAAAGUAAGCACUUAAUUGUGCAAAUUUACUGAUUACUUAGUUUAUGACCGAGACUGAAAACUUAGAUUACUAGUUUUUUGAGAUUAUAUAAUUAAGAUGAUUACAAUGUAAGAAGAAAUAAGCAUAAAGUGAGAAGAAUAUUGAUUACAUUCAAUAAAGGCUGACUAACUGUUGAUUAGUAAUAGUUUUGUCCAAAGAAACCACUGUUUAGCUACAACUAUUUCAUCUGUUUAAUAAAUGUUUCUAAUUUCAACAAUGUGUUUUUAUAUUAUAAUUUAGCAUAAAAUAAAAAUAAUAGCAUCAACAACGUGACAGAUUAAUUUGCUACAUCGUUCUUCUUAUACUUUUUCAGAAAAAAUGUGACAUAUUUUUUCCU